GGUGCGCAGGCGCGGGGGUGGGGUGCGCUCGGCUGGCAGCGCGCAGCCGCGACACACAGGGCCCAAGGAGGCCCUGUUACCCUGGCGACGGUCUCCCAGCUCCCUGCUGCAACCCGCCGGGCCUUCAUCGCGAUACACCAAGCUAAGAAGCCCUAGCCAUGACUUCGUCCACCCCAGCGUCCCUCUCUAUGGGCACAGCCGACGGGUUGCCUGAGACUGAGAAGAACGCAGCGGAGUCCGAGAAUACCUAUAUUCUGCGGCCCAUUUUCCAGCAAAGGUUCAGACCCUCUGUGGUUAAAGAAUGUAUCCAUGCUGUGCUUAAGGAGGAACUGGCCAAUGCUGAAUACUCUCCAGAAGAAAUGCCUCAGCUCACAAAACAUUUAUCAGAAACCAUUAAAGACAAAUUGAAAGAAAUGGGAUUUGACCGAUACAAAAUCGUGGUACAAGUAGUGAUUGGAGAACAAAGAGGUGAAGGAGUAUUCCCUCCAGAUCUUUCAACUAAGAACCUGGAACGUUCGUUGAGACCCCACCCCCAUCAGGUACCGACUUUUAUACUUGUCUCCUCAGUAUAAAACUACUCUUUACUUCAAAGCUUUUUCCUUGGUGUAUUGGUUUCCUGUUUCUGCUGUAAAAAAUUAUCACGGGCACCUAGUUGGUUCAGUUGGAAGAGAGUGUGACUCUUGAUCUCAGGAUUAUGAGUUUCAGCCUC
Molecule: messenger RNA, 709 nt
Organism: Neomonachus schauinslandi (Hawaiian monk seal)
Lineage: Eukaryota; Metazoa; Chordata; Mammalia; Carnivora; Phocidae
Gene: DYNLT2B
Product: dynein light chain Tctex-type 2B
Exons: 4
Coding region: 159-572 (137 amino acids)
Biological process (GO): microtubule-based movement
Cellular component (GO): cytoplasmic dynein complex; cytoplasm
Molecular function (GO): dynein intermediate chain binding
Source: RefSeq, a predicted model, not a curated record